AUGCUGAUCAUUUUUUAUGUUCUGCUGACUGUUGGAGUUGGACGAUGCAAAGAUGGUUUGACAAUAGAAACAAAAACUGUUUCUGCUGGAGCUGAUGUGAACCUAACCUGUCCACGCCUGAAGUCUGAAAAUAAUGCAAAAUUAUUCUGGAUCAGAUUUAUCCCUGGAAAAUGGCCUGAAUUCCUGGGAAGAACAUUUUCCUUUGAUAUUGAGAAUAAUGAUGAAGAGACCCGCAUCAACCGUAUUAGUGCAAUGCAAGAACUUGGAACCUUUGUUCUGCAUAUUAGCAAAGUUAAGCCAAGUGAUGCUGGCCUUUAUUACUGUAUAAAAGUCCAUCGUCUCAACCUGACAUUCAUGACAGGAGAGUUUUUAAGAAUUAAAGAAAAAGAACCAAACAUUACUGCCAUCAUCCAACACCCUCUACCAGGUCAAGUCCAUCCAGGAGAUCCAGUCUCUCUACAGUGUUCAGUCCUCUUUAACUCUGAAGAUGAAACUUGUUCAACAGAUCAUAGGGUGUACUGGUUCCAAACUGGAUCAAGCAAAUCUCUUCCCAGUUUCAUUUAUGCUCAUGGGAACCAUGGAAAUGAAUGUGAGAACAGUACUGAGGAUCAUUCUGGACAAAGGUGUAUCUACAGCUUCUCAGUGAAUGUCUCUUCUUCUGAUGUUGGGACUUAUUACUGUGCUGUAGCCUCAUGUGGAGUGAUAAUGUACAGCAAGGGAAUAAAACUGGACACAGAAGAACCUAACGCGUGGGAUUUGCAGAAGACAAAUAUUGCUUUUAUUCUGUUAUGUGCUGUUUUGACUGCGAGUGUGGUUGUUAUAUUCAUCCUCACCUACAUCGUCAGGAAGAAAACCUGUCACUGUUCCAAUGAUGCUGUAAGUGGCCCUGAUGAUCAGCAACUUCAUCAGAGAGAUGGAGUCUCCUUGAUUUACACUGCGCCCACAUUCACCAGAGGGAAAGCUGCCGGAAUGGAGAGAAGAAACAAAGAAACAACAGAGGCAAUCUACAGUGGUGUCAGAGGAUAAGGGAAUAAAUUAUUCACUAAAUGUCAUUGAUUUGGGAAAUGUUAGGUAAUGUUGUUUUUUUCUUCUUCUUUUUAUUCAAGACAUUGAAAUAGCAUUUGGA
Molecule: messenger RNA, 1126 nt
Organism: Fundulus heteroclitus (mummichog)
Lineage: Eukaryota; Metazoa; Chordata; Actinopteri; Cyprinodontiformes; Fundulidae
Exons: 6
Coding region: 1-1026 (341 amino acids)
Biological process (GO): response to bacterium
Source: RefSeq, a predicted model, not a curated record